Microthlaspi erraticum is the source of this 687-nucleotide messenger RNA. The record is from the annotation of a GenBank genome assembly. NCBI's taxonomy places the organism in Eukaryota, Viridiplantae, Streptophyta, Magnoliopsida, Brassicales, Brassicaceae.
AUGAAGCUCGCCGGAAGUCUCAGUUCCAAAUUCCUCUCUCUCAGCCCCAAACGUCUCUUCCGCUCCAAAUCCAAAGCUUCAGUCUCCAGAUCUGAGCCUUCUUCCUUCAGCUCCGGCGCUUCUUCCUCUUCCUCCGAAAUAUCGUACGGCAAUCUCAAGCCAGGUCCCGCCACGACUCCGAUCAGUGUUCUCUCCGGAGAUCGCGAUUUCUACUCCGAGCUUAUUCAGGCGUUUAAGCUGAUCGAUCGAGACGACGACGGCGUUGUCUCCAGGGGAGAUCUAGAGGCGUUGCUAAGCAGGCUGAGUCCUGAGCCGCCGAGUCAGGAAGAGGUGAGUCUGAUGAUCAGAGAAGUCGACGGAGGAAGCGACGGCGGAUGUAUAAGCCUCGAGGAGCUAGCGAGCCGAGUCGCGGGAACCUCCGGGGAGGGUUCGUCGGUGGAGACGGAAGAGAUGAGAGAGGUGUUUAAGUUUUUCGAUGCGGAUCGCGACGGGAGGAUAUCGGCGGAGGAGCUGCACAGGGUUUUUGGAGCGAUCGGAGACGAGCGGUGCACGGUGGAAGAGUGUCGGCGGAUGAUAGCGACGGUUGAUAGGAACGGAGACGGUUUUGUUUGUUUCGAAGACUUUUCACGCAUGAUGGAGCUUCAAGCUCCAGCGAUGGAUGAAUCAUCAUCAUUGAUUCAUGUUUGA